This is a messenger RNA of Thermothielavioides terrestris NRRL 8126, 582 nucleotides long. RefSeq lists its product as uncharacterized. The transcript has a single exon. NCBI's taxonomy places the organism in Eukaryota, Fungi, Ascomycota, Sordariomycetes, Sordariales, Chaetomiaceae. The annotation marks the transcript as partial. The record is from RefSeq and is a predicted model, not a curated record.
UUGGCCGUCGCCCAAGGCCCCAACACGCCUGUGUGCCCGACGGCAACGCGGACGAUCCAGAACCGCGGAUGCCACAAAUCAUGCGCCCUCUCCGACUGCACGUUCCAGACAACGAUCCUGAACCCGUGCGACUGCCCACGCACGCUCCCCACCGCGACUCUCAUCGCGCCGUGCGAGGCCGACUGCCCCUACCAGGGAUGCAGCAUCGACUUCCGCACCUUCGCGCUGCCUUGCCCGACCAUCCCAUCCACCACCACCACCACCACCUCGACCCGGCACUGGCCAUGGCCGCCAACAACAACAACAACAACCUCCAAGACAACGACGACGACGACGUCCCCGACGGGCGUCAUCACAAGCAUCGUCACGCUCCCGACCAAGACCACGCGCACGCCGUGCCCGACCGUCACCCACACCACCAGCCCGGCCGACUGUCCGGCGCUGCGGUGCCCCGUGCCGACCUGCCGGGUGCAGUCUAGCCUGGUGGUGCCGUGCGGCUGCACGCCCAAGACGCUGCUCUACGUGACGGGGUGCGCGACGGCGUGCCCGGACGGCUGCCUCACGCGCACCGAGACGAUUAGU